Molecule: messenger RNA, 583 nt
Organism: Vanessa atalanta (red admiral)
Lineage: Eukaryota; Metazoa; Arthropoda; Insecta; Lepidoptera; Nymphalidae
Exons: 2
Coding region: 115-522 (135 amino acids)
Source: RefSeq, a predicted model, not a curated record
AAAUAUGCCAAAUGCCAAUGCCAGUAAAUCUGAUUUGUUAAAUGGUUAUGGAUAUAAUUUUAUAAAUACAAAACAGGACAGGAUCAGGUUUUAAAUACCUUAAAAUCAAUCAACAUGAAUAAGAAUCUUCAUCUUUUAAGAUAUUUCAUCAGACAAAAGAGAUUACACAGAUUAUACAGCACUGAAGUAAAAGAAAAUGAACCAAUUAAGUUUUCUACAAGCAGUGCUGCAAGAAAAAAUGUACAAUCAGUAUUUAGGAAAAAAACCCCUGAAAGCAUGCCUUGGUAUCAGCCAUUCAGCGUGGUAGGAAGUAUUGCUGUAUUUCUUAUUUAUUUCUGCAUACUUAGAGAAGAAAAUGAUGUGGACCUUGAAUUUAACAAAACACUCUAUGAUAGAAUACAAGGCUUAGAAAAGGAACAGUUGCUACAAAGUUAUAGAUUUAAUAAGGAACAUGGAAAAAGUGUGGAGGACAUAGAAAAGAGAUUAAAAGAAUUAGAAGAAGAAGCAAAGGUUGCAGUUUAAUUUAAGAUAAAUGUCAGCUUAGUAGGUAAAGUGAAAUAAAAUCUAAGUUAUUACAAACAGC